AGAAUGUCCUUUGAGAAGCAAGAAACGUUGAUUAAACUGGUUAUCUUGUCUAUUGCAGUCGUUCUAUCGUUUGCCACUAGGCUGUUUUCAGUCUUACGAUUCGAGAGUGUUAUUCACGAAUUUGAUCCGUACUUUAACUAUCGUACAACUCGUUUCUUGGCUGAAGAAGGGUUCUACAGCUUUCACAACUGGUUUGAUGAUCGUGCAUGGUAUCCUUUAGGACGUAUCAUCGGUGGAACCAUCUAUCCCGGAUUAAUGGUUACUUCUGCCUUCAUCUAUCAUGUUCUGAACUGGUUCCAUAUAACGAUAGAAAUACGAAAUGUUUGCGUAUUUUUCGCUCCCCUCUUCUCUUCAUGUACAACAUUGGUUACUUACGGCCUGACCAAGGAAUUAAAGGACUCAAAGGCUGGCCUUGUAGCUGCUGCUAUGAUUGCAAUUGUACCUGGAUACAUAUCUCGUUCUGUUGCUGGCUCAUACGAUAACGAAGGUAUCGCUAUCUUCUGUAUGUUAUUUACUUACUACAUGUGGAUUAAAGCCGUCAAGACUGGCUCCGUUUAUUGGGCAGCAAUGUGUUCUUUGGGCUACUUUUACAUGGUUUCCUCAUGGGGUGGCUACGUUUUCUUAAUCAACUUAAUCCCAAUUCACGUUUUUGUCUUGAUGGUGACUGGACGAUUUUCGCAUCGAAUUUACAUCGCAUACUCUACCAUGUAUUGCCUAGGAACUAUUCUUUCCAUGCAAAUUUCAUUCGUAGGCUUUCAACCGGUUCAAUCCAGUGAACACAUGGCGGCUUUUGGUGUCUUUGGGUUAUGCCAAAUUUAUGCUUUUGUUGAAUACUUGCGUUUUCGCUUGUCCAAAGAUUACUUUCAAAUCCUGUUUAAAAACUUGGCAAUUCUUGUUCUAGUCAUAGUCGGAGCUGUUGCCAUAAUUUUGGGGAUAACAGGCAAAAUUGCGCCUUGGACUGGAAGAUUCUAUUCACUACUUGAUCCUUCUUACGCUAAGAACAACAUCCCUAUUAUCGCAUCUGUAUCUGAACAUCAACCGACUACUUGGAGUUCAUUCUACUUCGACUUGCAAAUGCACGUAUUCAUGUUUCCAGCUGGAUUGUACUUCUGCUUCAAGCAUUUAACCGAUGCCAACAUUUUUAUCAUAAUCUACGGGGUCACAAGUAUUUACUUUGCUGGGGUUAUGGUUCGUUUGAUGUUAGUGUUAGCGCCUGUUUGUUGCAUUCUAUCUGGUAUUGGAGUUUCGUCCAUUUUAUCGGCUUUUAUGAAGAACCUAGAAACAACACGCAAGGAUAAAAGAAAUAAACGUCAGGAUACUUAUCCUGUCAAAACGGAGGUUGCAGUUUCUGUCAUCGGCAUGAUGACCCUUUUCCUGAUUACAUAUACCUUUCAUUGCACCUGGGUUACAUCUGAGGCUUACUCGUCGCCAUCUAUUGUUCUCGCUGCAAAGCAGUACGACGGCUCGAAAAUUAUAUUUGAUGACUUUAGAGAAGCUUACUACUGGCUACGUGAAAAUACUCCAGAAGAUGCAAAGGUUAUGUCUUGGUGGGAUUACGGGUAUCAGAUAACUGCCAUGGCAAAUAGAACUAUUUUAGUUGAUAAUAACACUUGGAAUAAUACUCAUAUUUCGCGUGUGGGGCAGGCUAUGUCCUCUUCUGAAGACAAGGCAUAUGAAAUUAUGAGAGAGUUAGAUGUUGAUUAUGUCUUGGUCUGGUUUGGCGGACUGACUGGAUACGCAUCGGAUGAUAUCAAUAAAUUUCUGUGGAUGGUACGAAUCGGUGGUAGUACGGAAAAAGGAAAACAUAUCAAAGAAGAAGACUACUACACAAAAACCGGUGAAUUCCGUGUCGAUAAGGAAGGAUCUCCGAUAUUACUAAAUUGUCUUAUGUACAAGAUGUGCUACUAUCGCUUUGGUGAAAUGUAUACUGAACAAGGCAAACCGUCCGGUUAUGACCGAGUCAGAAACGUUGAAAUUGGCAAUAAGGACUUUCAAUUGGACGUUCUUGAAGAAGCUUAUACCACGGAGCACUGGCUAGUCAGAAUUUAUAAAGUCAAAAAAUUAGAUAACAGAGGUUUAUAAUGACUUUCUCACUAAAAUUUGUGUGAUUGUUAUACAGUAUUUGACGCAAAUCAAUAAAGUUUUCAUAUUUCUUCCAA
Trichoplax adhaerens is the source of this 2159-nucleotide messenger RNA. RefSeq lists its product as uncharacterized. The coding region runs from base 4 to 2082 and encodes 692 amino acids. Gene Ontology annotation, biological process: post-translational protein modification. Gene Ontology annotation, cellular component: membrane. The record is from RefSeq and is a predicted model, not a curated record. The transcript is spliced from 19 exons. Lineage: Eukaryota; Metazoa; Placozoa; Uniplacotomia; Trichoplacea; Trichoplacidae. Gene Ontology annotation, molecular function: dolichyl-diphosphooligosaccharide-protein glycotransferase activity.